Molecule: messenger RNA, 5072 nt
Organism: Acipenser ruthenus (sterlet)
Lineage: Eukaryota; Metazoa; Chordata; Actinopteri; Acipenseriformes; Acipenseridae
Gene: nod2
Product: nucleotide-binding oligomerization domain containing 2
Exons: 11
Coding region: 558-3515 (985 amino acids)
Biological process (GO): response to muramyl dipeptide; defense response to bacterium; positive regulation of canonical NF-kappaB signal transduction
Cellular component (GO): cytosol
Molecular function (GO): protein binding
Source: RefSeq, a predicted model, not a curated record
AACGCUUUAUAGCUGUUAUUUCAAGUCUUUCAUUUUAGUCAGAGCGGGAGACUACCAUAUUUAAUAUGACAACCUAUCUAACAUGUCUAUUGCCUAUUAACAUGUAACUGAACGAACAAAUGGCGAAUUCGGUCUUUGCUGUCACUGUGCAGCAAGGCACUUCAAACAGUCUCAGGGUUUUUCAAUUCUGCCCCUGUGUUGCGCGCUGUAGACUGUCACAUUCCAACUCAAGCAGCUCGUACAGGAACCCUCAGCACAAACAAAAAAAACGCGCUGCACAGGAACCAGUUCAACGGGUUGUUUAAACGAGGAAGUGAUGGGGCGAGUUGUAGUUGCAGUUGCCGGAGAAAUACAAACUCAUGUAGUUUCCAAUUAAGUGCAACGACGUUCUGUUUGGAACGCUGGACUGCUAGUACUGCUCAUAGCGAGGAGCGCUAGGAGCGUAAAGAUUCCCCAUUGUGUCUGACUAAUCCUUGGCAAGGUGUGCUCGCUGUGCUGUUUUGAUUGCAACGGCAGCAGUUUGAGAGGGGAGGCAGCACUGUCUUGUAGAAUGCGGAAUGUCAGCUCAAUGUCUCCUCCGCUCACAGAGGGACCAGCUCGUUGGAGUCCUGGCAGGAGGGUCUCAGGACACUUUCCACAGCCUGCUGGACUACCUGCUGGCAUGGGAGGCACUGCUGCAGGAAGACUAUGAGAACGUGAGGGUGUCUGGCCGCACCUUGUCUGGGGCCACCCGCAGUCUCCUGGACCUCGUUGAAGGCAAAGGGGAGGCAGCCUGCAGGCUCCUGUUUGCUGCUUUAAACCAAGUCCUGGCCGCUUCGCAGAAAUCCCACCUGUCCCUGGAGGAUUUCAGCAGCCCACCGCCGCUGGAAACGGACCCACCCUCCUCCGCGGUGCAGUCCCUCCUGCGGUACAGGCCUUCCCUGGUAAGAAAGCUCCACGGGCACGUCGCAGCCACGCUGAAGCUUCUCGUGGACAGAGGCUGUUUCACACAGUACGACUGUGAUGAAGUUCAGCUGCCUGUGUACACACCCUCACAGCAGGCACGGAGACUGCUGGACCUCACCAGAAUGAAGGGAGAAGACACUGCCCAGCUGCUACUGACGACCAUCCAGCAGUUAGGAAAGGGACCCGCUGAUACCCCCAGUGGUGCCAUAUACUUGAAGUACCAGAAGAAGCUGAGGACCACAGUUUCAGCCCAGUCGCGAUUCCUCAGCACCUACGACAGGACCGACAACAUCUGCCUGGAGGACAUCUAUACAGACGGCGUCCUGGAAGUAUCGCAGAACGCAUGUGGGACGAGUGACCAGAAGCAGUGUCCCAUUGGGCUGGAGGACAUCCUGAGCUCGGCCGGGACGGUGAACGAGGACGCAGACACAGUGCUGAUAUCGGGGGAGGCGGGCAGUGGAAAGAGCACCCUGCUGCAGUGGCUCCACCUGCUCUGGGCUUCGGGCAGGGCCUUCCAGGAAUACCUAUUCGUCUUCCCCUUCAGCUGCAGGAGACUGAACUUCAUGGAGAGGGAGGUGUCUCUGCGUUCGCUCAUCUUCGAACACUGCUGCUGGCCGGAUGCAGACCAGGAUCAGGUCUUCCAGUUCAUCCUCAGCCACCCCGAGAAAACCCUGCUCACCUUCGACGGCUUCGACGAGUUUAAAUUCUGCUUCGCCGACGAGAAGAGGCACUGCUCCCCCACCAGCCCCACAGGCAUCCAAAGCGUCCUUUUCAAUCUCCUGCAGGGAAACCUGCUGAAGAGCGUGUGCAAGGUGAUCACCAGCAGGCUGGAGGCAGUCAGCGCCCCUCUGAAGAAGUACAUCCGGAAGGAGGCAUCCCUGAAAGGCUUUUCCCAACAAGGCAUAGAGUCAUUUAUUAGGAAAAACCACAGCGACCCGACGGUCACAGCACGCUUGAUUGGAUCCUUACAGAGUAACUCAGCUCUUUUCAGCCUGUGCCACAUUCCAGUUUUCUCCUGGAUUGUUUCCAGGUGCCAUGCAGAGCUGCUUGGGCAGGGGAGCAGCAGUCCACAGACCAUGACAGACCUUUACCUGAUGAUACUUCAGCACUUCCUCCUGCACUCAGCCCAGUCUGCGGCUGGCAGCUGGAUACAGGGAAGGGUCGGCACCAUCCUUCGCUUGGGAAAGCUGGCCCUGGAUGGCUUAGUGUCGUCCUGCUAUGUGUUUUCAACCCAGGAUCUCAAGCAGGCUCAAGUGGCUGAGGAGGACAUCUCAACAGGGUUUCUCAGCACCAGCAAGAACAUCUCCUCCCAAAGCGGCAAGCACUACGAGUUCCUCCACAUCACAGUGCAGUGCUUCUUUGCAUCCCUCUUCAUCGUUAUCAACGACAACAUCGACCAUUUCAUUAUCGCUGCGCUUUUCUGUUCUGGUACCAAGAAGUCUGCACUGGCUUCUGUCAGGACUUGUCCGGAGCCUUGCUUCCUCUCCACCUCCCGCCAAGAAAGCAGAGUGCAAACGCUGCUGCAGAAAGCAGAAAGACCAAACCUUCAAAUAACUGCCAGCUUUGUGGCUGGCCUGCUGUCUCAGCGCCACAGGAGUGCACUGCUCGAAUCGUGCCAGCCUGCGAAACUGGCCAGGAAGCAUGAUUACGUGAAAAAGUACUUGUCUAAAGGCAUGCUGAAGCACUUCAAAUCAAUACCUCCCCCGCUGAAGGGGGAGAAGAAAAGCAUGCAUGCCAUGCCUGAAUUUGUGUGGCUGAUCAAGUGCAUUUAUGAAAUGCAGAACAGCGACUUAGCCAAAGAUGCCAUGGCGAAACUUGAAGUGGAGCACUUGAAGCUGACCUACUGUAAUAUCGGCCCGGCUGAAUGCACUGCCCUGGCCUUUGUGCUGAGGCAUCUGAAGAAGCCUAUCGGUUUGCAGUUAGACUGCAAUUCAGUGGGAGACGCAGGAAUCGAGCAGCUCCUUCCCUGCCUGGAGAAGUGUCAUGCUAUUUACCUUCGCAACAAUAACAUUUCAGACGAGGGCAUCUGCAGACUGCUUGAGAAAGGGAUUCAUUGCCCGAGUUUUCAGAAGAUUGCGCUGUUUAACAACAACUUAACAAAUGAAUGUACGAAGCAUUUUGCAAAACUUCUCAAGCAGAAGCAAAAUUUUCUUUCCUUAAGGUUGGGUAAUAACCACAUCACAGAGGAAGGUGCGGAGCAGCUGGCCGAGGGGCUGAGAGAAAGCAGCUCCCUUCAGUACCUGGGGCUGUGGGGGAACAAGAUCGGAGACAAGGGUGCAGAAGCACUGGCACGGGCCCUUCAGAGCAGCAGGACUUUGGUUUGGUUAAGCCUGGUAGACAACAACAUCGGCAGUGUCGGGGCGCACGCUCUGGCUGAGCUGAUCCAGGGGAGUGUCUCUCUGGAGGAGCUCUGGCUUACAAACAACCACAUUACAAGACAGGGGGUGCAGUAUCUUCUAGAAGCACUUGAGAAAAAUACUACUGUUAAAUCAGUGUGGUUGAGAGGCAACAAACUGAGCACUGAGGAGGUUGAGGAACUCACCCAGAUUGACAGAAGACUUACUUUCUGAGUUCCCUUAAGAUUCUAAUUCCACCAAACUCGUGGGUGCCAAAGACUGACAUCACAAUGCCGCAGUGUUGACAUCACAAUGCUGCAGUGGUGACAUCACAAUGCUGCAGACACGACAGCAGGCCUCACUGGGCUUUGAGAACUAAUAAAAAGAAAGAAAACAGAACUUUGGGAAGGAUGUACUAAGCCUUUUCUGUAAUGCAAAGUUUGCAAGCUGUUUUUUUUAUUUUAGGAAUUCAUAUCUGUAAAUGUUUGAAUACUAGAAAGAAGCAACAUGAACUGUUAAUUUAAGUGAAUCUAUUAGAAAAAAAAGAAGAUAGGUACUGUUUUAUUUGCUUUAACUGCAUCUAUUUAGGCACAAUGUGUGGAUAAGCACUUAUUUCUGGUUAGUGCUUGUGCUUGCUUUAUGACAUCUAGUGUCCUUUGUAUGAAGAACUCUUAAUUACAAAAGACAGUGUUGCAAAACAAAACAGAGCACUGUGUAUUAUACAGGAGAGCAGCCAUCCAUGUAAUGUGUGAAGCUACUGCUUCUUGUCUUACGUCAGACCACCGGGUAUGCAGGCAGGCCCUUGAGCUUGUUUAUGUUUAGCGAUUAACAGUGACUGGCAGCUCUUCAGGACCCUCCUGGGACCUUUGUAAAGCUGACACAGGGCACGGCCAGUCGCACUUCCAGUCCUCAGCAUCUCUGGUCAGAGAGAGUGUUGAAAUGACAGUGUGGAGAGAGGGUCAAGCACAGGCAGACCAUGUCUUCUGCAAUGCCAGAGUGCGUUUGGGAAAUAUCUGCUUCGUUGAACUGCUGUUUAGCUGCUAGCUCACAAAAUCUGCUGGUGCUGGACAGAAAAAUAGAAAAAUACCCCUGCCAUCUGUAGAACACGCUGGUGUAAAUUAAAGGUACGUGUAGAUGCAUGUGGGACCCAGGCAGGCUGCAGCUUCACAGUAGGUGUUCACUGAUGUGUUUGGCAGUAGCAGUGAUGAUGAGACAGGCUGGAGCUGAAGACACACACACACAGACAUUUCACAAUGCAGAGGCCAGGUAGAGACCUGUACUGGAAUAAAUUACAGUUCAAAUGUGCAGUAACACUGGAAGCAUAUCUGCUGUUAAGCCGAAGGAACACAAAGCCACUUUUUCUUGGUUUCAGGAGACCCAUGUCUCCUGAAACCAAGUUCCAAGCCACAAAGUCGCUUCAUGUUCCCUCAGCUUUGCUCCAUAUGGGAAGGGACUGUGUAAGGAAGAUCUGGAGUCCAGGGUUCUACAGCAGAGAUUCCAAUUGCUGGAAUUCAGUGAUUACUGUUGCAGUCUCCCAAUCCCUUUGUCUCUACCUCUUUCACCAAUGACUGGUAAUGUGGCCACUUUAUUAGGAAUAUAUAACUAGCUGUAGAAAAUGAUAGUGAAUUGUACUAUAGACGCACAUAUUAUUAUUAUUAUUAUUAUUAUUAUUAUUAUUAUUAUUAUUAUUAUUAUUAUAUUUUUGGAAUGUGUUGCUUCAUUAGACUAAUAUGUUAAUACUGUACUCAUUGUGUACAUCCCACACACUUUUUACCCAGUAAAAAAUAAUUA